UGAGGAGAUGCUGCUUGGCUGCUGGAUCGCUGCACCGCUGCUGCUGCUGCUGCUGUCGGCUGGGACUCGGGCUCAGAGCGGAGACGGAGACACGGACAUGGAGCCCAGAGUCAGCUGCAUCUCUGACAUCCUGAUGGCAGGAAGCAGUCUGACCUGUAAACUGGUCGGAGGCCGGAGCGACAGUGAGGACGAUGAAGACGAAGAGGCUGAUGUCAUAGACGGGAUGACAGUGUGCUACUUCGACUGGAGUGGAAAUAAAAAAGAAGAGAAGUGUUUGAAGGUUCCCGGAAACACAGUCAAAGAUCUGCGUCCUGUCCUUGACUUCAACGUAUCCGUCCACCUGAAGACAGGAAGUUCGAUCACAAUCAUGGUGGACCUGAAGAAAAUAGUCAAACCGAGAAGUCCUCAGGUGAAGAACGUGACUUUCGACCAUGAGUCAAACCAGGCUGUGAUUCGUAUUCAGAUUCCAUAUCACAAAGACUACCUGAGACUCGACAACCAACUCUUCCAGCUGCUCAUCCAGAGCCCCGGCAGAACAAUACCUCAAAACUUCUCAUCGGACACUCUAAAGAUCGACAUGCAGCACCUCCGCAGACACACCGAGUAUCACGUCAAAGUGCGAGCGUUACCAGUGAAAGGUUGGCAGGGUACCUGGAGCGAGUGGAGUGAAACGUACAGCUUCUUUACUCCCGCUGGAGAAAAAAAACAGAUGGACGGGAGACGGGAGACGUACACACUGCUUCUGUGUUUCGUCGUUUUGCUGGUGGUGCCUUUAAGUGUUAUUUUCUUCUGGAAAAACAAAAUUUUUACCUACAUGUGGCCGAGCAUCCCGCACCCCAAACACACACUGGUGCAGAUCUGCAAGCCAAAUAAAGGCCUCCUGUUGAACUUCAAACCUGAAGUGUUCAGCGCUCUUAAAGUGGAGAAGAUGGAGGAGCAGCCGUGUGAGGAAACUUCGAUCGCUGCUGCAGCCGCUGACGGUGCUCACUCCGAAUUUCCCGGCUCUUCCCACAGCUCUGACUCCUCCAGGAGCGCCACCAGCGUCAGCACAGAGGAGCUGGAGCUGUCCGCCCUGCUGAGCCGGAGCUCCUCCGACGGAGAGGACGCCCUCCAGAGCACCAGUCUGUCCCCCGUCCAAGUGCAGCCGCCCGAGGAGAGAGCUCACACACCUCAGCCUGAGUACAGCGGCGGAGGGAAUGAGGCGGAGGCUUACGUCACCAUGUCCAGUUUUUAUCAGAUCAAGUAGGUCAGAAGGACGAAGAGGGACAGUGAUGGACGGACAAAACUGGAAAAUGACACCUCAGAAAACUCUGACCAGCCACAAAAUGAUUAACAGUCCUUUAAUAUCAGUCAGUCCACGUCUCUGAUUCACUCUGGAAUAUCUCUAUUUCCAUCAACGUUUCACAGACGUUCACUUCAUCAGUCUGUCCAGGAUUUCGCAGGCUGUGUUUGGGAUUGUUGCAGCCUGAUAUUUCUCAUUUCAAAAAAUUCUUUACAACUUCUUUUGGCCUUUUUUUGCAGUUCAAUUUUUGGGCAAGUGGAAAUUACAAGAAUAGCUGUGAUGCUGUUUCUGAUUCGGAGCUCAUUAUCGUGAGCGCUCAGUGUUUCCCACAGAAUUAGAAUCUAUUCGUGAUUUGCGGAGAUGGGGGGUGUCUGCAUCAACAGCUGAUCACCAACAAUCAGCUGCUGAUGGUGUUUGACGCAGAGCUGCAGGAGCGUCUCCUCUCCUGCUGAGAACAUCAGACACCGAGCUGACACCAAAACAGCUCGACUCUGUCAUUAAACCUGUUAAUAACCCUUAGGUCACGUUAGCCACGUGAUGCUAACAGUUAGCCCUGUCACUGUGUGUGUGUGACCCUGAGCUCCUGUCCUGCAGAUAAACACAGAGAGAAUCACUGCGCUGCACGCAGCUCCACGAUGAAAUCAGAUGUUAAUAGUCAAAUUUGUGGUUAAUUUUCAGUGACCGCUCAAAAUUCACAGGGAUUGGCUGAUUUUGUGUUAAUUGUUGUGACUAUAACAUCCUGCACGGACGGCAUUGGCCAGAGGAUGAACCCUUGAACGCCACCAUGAGGUGGUGUGGUUUUUUUAGUGAAAUAUUAGCAACAUUUCCUGGACAGUGUUGGACGGGUCUUCACGGUCUCACUGACUCUCAGUGAUCCUUUCACGUUUCCUGUAGCGCCACCAGCAGGUCAGAGUUGAUUUUAUUCACCCCUUGAUGUCUCCAGUUUUUUAAAUGGUCAAAGCCUGUGCAGCAGAGUUUUUUUUAUUUUUCCUUCAACAAGUGAAAGUGGAGAUAUUUUAUUUUCAUCUCUCUCUGGAGUGCAGAGUGUGACAGUAGCAGUUUGUUAAAUGUGGGCUGUGGACCCAGAGAGACGGAAAUGUAGCUUUAUGUUUAUUUUAUUGCUUUUGACGCCGUACGAUUGUAUCAAGUAUAUCUGAAUCAUAUAUGGCACAUUGUAUACUGACAGACCUCCUCAUACAGUCAGCUACUGUGUUUCUGCAGGUUUUACUACAAAUCACAGAGAAGUGUCUCCAGAGAGCGUCCAGACGGCACUGGUUAAGGCUCAGCUCAUCUUUCAGCUGAGCGCCAUGUUCUCUGUAGUGAAGCAACCAAAUAAAAAGAUUCAGUUGGCUGCUUGGAGGGUCGUCCAACGACUCACAGAUGGGUGACAAAUGAAAAUAAAUCUCCGUCUGAGGUGAGUUACUUAGGUGUUGUUCCACUAGAACACCUUCAGUUCUCCUCAUCAUAGAGUUUUACACCGCCUGUUCAAGGAAGGUCACGCCGACAUGCCGCCUCAUUGUUCUGUAUAAACGGUACGAUCGUGACACAGAGGGACAGAGUUGUCUCGCCUUUAAGCCGACAGCGAAGCGCCGACUUGAUGUCUGUGUUAAAAGUGUGAGCAAAGCAUGACGAGUGUGACGUUUUGAUGGCGUGUUAUAUGUGCGACUCAUUAAAGUAACUAGAAUAACCAUAAGAACUUUGUAGAACCUCUUAAAUGACCCCUAGAAGGAAAGGAUUCCUACAAAUUUCGUUUCAUGUGCAAGCAUGCAAAUGACAAUAAACAAAUGAAAUGAAAUGAACUCCCUAAAACCCACACCUCUGAGGAAGUUCGAAGCCCUCUAGCUCUGAGCCCUACGAUCCCUAAAUGCUGUACAAAUUAAUGACACUUUAAAGUAACCACAAAAACCACUUAACAGACCACAAGAACCACAAAGAACCUCUCAAAUGGCCACUAGAACCACCCCGAGGAUUCCUAGAACCUCCUCAGUGACAGCUAUCAUCAUAUAAAUGAGCCCUCAGUGAACGUAACAACCCCCUGACACACAACAACAAUCAUAUAGAAUCCCUUAAAUGACCUCUAGAACCACCUAAAGGAUGAGCUGAACCUCCUUACAUCUAAACCCAAACCUCUGAGGAGGUUGUAAGCCCUAAGAUUUCUAAAUAAUGUACAAAUUAAUGACAGCUAGAGUAACCUGAAGAUCCACCUGACAGACCACUAGAACCACCUUAAUGAUUCCUAGAACCUCCUCAGCGACCACUGGUAUCACAUAAACAUACAUGACCAUAACAACCAAACAAACCAUUAGAACCACCAAAAGGA
Messenger RNA from Epinephelus fuscoguttatus (brown-marbled grouper), 3602 nucleotides. RefSeq names its product interleukin 7 receptor (gene il7r). The record is from RefSeq and is a predicted model, not a curated record. Gene Ontology annotation, cellular component: membrane; external side of plasma membrane. NCBI's taxonomy places the organism in Eukaryota, Metazoa, Chordata, Actinopteri, Perciformes, Serranidae. Gene Ontology annotation, biological process: cytokine-mediated signaling pathway; hemopoiesis; positive regulation of receptor signaling pathway via JAK-STAT. The transcript is spliced from 8 exons. The coding region runs from base 8 to 1246 and encodes 412 amino acids. Gene Ontology annotation, molecular function: cytokine receptor activity; protein binding.